AUAUAUUGCCCAGAUGCCAUCCUUAGUUUUGAGGGUUGUCAACCCCCUCGCUCAUUUAUAUAUAUCCGCGGCCUAGGCUUUCAAUCGCUUAGGAGAAGCCCAAAACCUCGUAGUCGGCCACUGCCUGCUCCUAAGAGUCCGGCUUUCAGUCAAGAACGAGGUCAACAAACCAGACAUCCAACGCCUUUCACCAAUCCUCAGUGGGCAAUAUGAAAUCUUGUUGUGGUACCAAAGCUAUGUGCUCUGUUCAGCAGCCUGUUUUCACAAGGGGGUGUGCCUUGACGAUGAAGGGUUCUGGAGUAUCUUCUAAUUCCAGUAAAGUUAGGGUCUUUUCUGUAAGGCCCAGUAAAGUCACCCUAGUUGAAGGCAGUUUAGCCACCGGGAGGCCGACCUCUUCUGUGACAGUGCCAGAGAUUGGAGGUGCUAGUAGCAGCUUCCCGGACUAUGAUUUAAGCCGAGCUGAUCCUGAUGUGCAGUCUAUUAUCAACAAAGAGAAAGAACGUCAAUUUAGAAGCUUAGAGCUCAUUGCCUCUGAGAAUUUCACCUCACGAGCAGUGAUGGAAGCAGUUGGUUCUUGUCUCACAAAUAAAUAUUCUGAAGGACUUCCUGGAAAAAGGUACUAUGGUGGGAACGAAUUCAUUGAUGAGCUAGAGAUUCUUUGUCAAGAAAGGGCAUUGGCAGCAUUUAACCUGGACAGAAGUAAAUGGGGUGUAAAUGUUCAGCCCCUGUCUGGUUCUCCUGCAAAUUUUGAAGUUUAUACAGCCAUUCUUAAUCCACACGAUAGGAUAAUGGGAUUGGACUUGCCUCAUGGGGGGCACUUGUCUCAUGGAUUCAUGACCCCCAAAAGACGGGUUUCAGGAACAUCUAUUUAUUUUGAAUCGAUGCCUUACCGACUUGAUGAAUCUACAGGUCUUGUUGACUAUGACAUGCUUCAGAAAACUGCAACACUGUUUCGGCCUAAACUUAUUAUUUGUGGUGCUAGUGCUUAUCCAAGAGACUUUGAUUACCCUCAAAUGAAAAAGAUAGCAGAUGAUGUUGGGGCUUUUCUAAUGAUGGAUAUGGCUCACAUUAGCGGCCUUGUAGCUGCCUCUGUUGUUGCUAACCCUUUUGAGUACUGUGACAUUGUUACAACUACAACCCACAAGUCUCUGAGAGGACCUAGAGGCGGCAUGAUCUUCUUCAAGAAGGAUCCUGUUCUCGGUGUUGAUCUAGAAUCUGCCAUUAACAAUGCUGUCUUUCCUGGUUUACAGGGGGGUCCGCACAAUCACACCAUUGGGGGUCUAGCUGUCUGCUUGAAGCAUGCAAAGUCACCCGAAUUUAAGGCAUACCAAAACAGGGUAGUUUCUAAUUGUAGAGCUCUUGCAAGCCAGUUAAUGGAGUUGGGGUACAAACUGGUAUCUGGAGGGAGUGAUAAUCAUUUGGUUCUUGUUGAUCUAAGACCUAUUGGUAUUGAUGGUGCUAGAGCAGAGAAAAUCCUCGACAUGGCUUCUAUCACUCUGAACAAGAAUUCCGUACCUGGUGAUAAAAGUGCGCUAGUCCCGGGUGGCAUUCGUAUAGGAUCACCAGCUAUGACCACCCGAGGUUUCCAGGAGAAGGAAUUUGUGGCAGUUGCUGAAUUUAUCAACGAGGGCAUACAAAUUGCCCUUGAAGCCAAGAAAUUGUGUUCUGGUUCGAAACUCCAAGAUUUCUUGAAAUUUGUUACAUCUCCAGAAUUCCCGUUGACCAAUCAAGUGUCUGAUCUUCGUGGAAGGGUCGAAGCCUUGACCACUCAAUACCCACUGCCCGGCCUGUGAGAAAAAUACAGCGAACAGAAGAUAUGGAUGUGAAGUCACCAUCUCUUUUAUGAAGUCAUGAAUAAACUGAGGGAACAACAACACAGGUUUGAAUUUCGUGUCUCUUUUGUGUUGUAACCGCACGUGUUCAUGCUGAUUCCUUCAGCUUGAGUUUGACUUUGAAAGUUCUCUGACUAAAAAGAACACCAUUUCUAAUACAUGAAAAGGAGUAUUGUAUUCUUAACAAGAGCUCAGUGUAGUUUCACCUAGAGAUUUUUUUUUGCAAAUUAGUUUUUUUGUUCUAUGUUUUUGCAUUAGCCAUUUAUUUCAUAAUUUAUAGAAUGGGGUCUUUCAUGUGAC
Messenger RNA from Cuscuta europaea, 2132 nucleotides. Lineage: Eukaryota; Viridiplantae; Streptophyta; Magnoliopsida; Solanales; Convolvulaceae. The record is from the annotation of a GenBank genome assembly.